AUGCGGUGGAGGGCACGCGCGGCUCCUUCCCGCGCCAAAGAACGCGCGAACAUCAGUUUCUUCAUCUUCAUCAUGUUCUUCGCGGUCUUCGGAGUAAUAGUGCUUACUGAGCUACUGCUGCUGGAGCGGCCGGCACCAGGAUCGACUAGAUCCAGAUAUAAUGAAGACCUACAGGGUUGGGAAGGAAGGACGGAGAAUGGGGGUGAGGGAGCUGAGCCACCCCUACCAGCACAUGCACCUCUGGACGCAGUCUGGCAACCAGUGGCUGGCACUAGGUUCAGAUUUUACGUAUAUUCGGCGUACAUGGAGCAAAGGACGGUAGCGGCGGUGCGUGUUAUUGCUGCGACGAAAACGCGUGGUGCCGACGCUGUAUUCUGUCGAUUAUGGUUGCCGGAUAACCGCACACUCACUUUGAAAGCCAGAGUCAAGCCAAUACGCGAAAAUUGGAAUCUGAAAUACAGCGCGACUUAUGUUCUGUGCUUGCUACGAGAUUCCGGUGUGAAGCCGCAGGACACUGUGGGGGCCUCGAUAUCAGUAGUGGCCAGUGUAGCACCAAACCGACCGCCUACUAAUUUAUUAACUGUCAGAGAUACGCAACCCAAAAGCGGUAUUGAGGAAACACUUCACGUCUGCGUUAAACCAUUUCAUUUUUCGUAUUCGAGAGAUGAAUGGUUGGUGGAAUGGUUCGAACUAAAUCGCCUAUUAGGUGCGAGCCAUUUCUACAUGUAUAACGAAUCGCUCAGCCAUCAAGUGGCGUGUUUGCUGGACCACUAUAAACAACAAGGUCUCGUUACUCUGCUGCCGUGGAAACUGCCUAUUGUGUCGAAAGUGGAGAUAAGGACUGAGGGCCAAUUCGCAGCGUUUAACGACUGUCUAUAUAGAUCGAUGUCGACAGCUGGCUGGUUGCUAGUAAUAGAUGUGGAUGAAGUGAUUCUGCCACGACGCGAGAGGACGCUCACAGCGCUACUCACCGCGUUGAGAGCAUCGUACAACCCACCCUCGAAGGCGCCGUCCACGUUUUUGUUUAGGAACGCCUUCUUUUAUCUGCGGUGGGAGGAUGACACGGAAGCUCCAGCGCCAUUGGUGACUUCACGCAAAACCCGCCGCUGGGCCGCGCCGCACGCGCUCAAGAACAGAAGCAAGUACGCGCUCAGACCCCGCGACGCGGUGGAACUGGGCAACCAUUUUGUAUGGGAGCUCGCGCCCGGCGCCACUUCUGUCGGCGUUCCCACUGACAGGGCACUGCUACAUCAUUAUAGAAUUGCAUGUGAGUACGGCGGGAUGCAAUGUCUGACGGUGCCUUCGACCGUGGACCGCACCGCUCACCGCUGGGCCGAGGACCUGAUGGCGCGCGUCACCGCCGAAAAGGAACAAAUCGCUAGAAUCUGUCAGUCUGCC
This is a messenger RNA of Brenthis ino (lesser marbled fritillary), 1398 nucleotides long. Lineage: Eukaryota; Metazoa; Arthropoda; Insecta; Lepidoptera; Nymphalidae. The record is from the annotation of a GenBank genome assembly.